This is a messenger RNA of Westerdykella ornata, 1663 nucleotides long. RefSeq names its product WD repeat-containing protein 82. Lineage: Eukaryota; Fungi; Ascomycota; Dothideomycetes; Pleosporales; Sporormiaceae. Gene Ontology annotation, molecular function: protein binding; chromatin binding. The coding region runs from base 137 to 1240 and encodes 367 amino acids. The transcript has 3 exons. Gene Ontology annotation, cellular component: Set1C/COMPASS complex. The record is from RefSeq and is a predicted model, not a curated record.
AUCCACGAUCGAGCUUCCAGGUCCCCGUCUAUCACAAUCAAUAGUCGAAAGAACUGGAGUUGAGUCGCUUCCGGUGACGCUGUUCAAUAAAUCACAGUCACUAUACUGAGGACCUGUACGCGCAGAUUGGGAAAGCAUGGCGGCAGGCACUCCGGGACCGCCAGCACCUCCGCUAGCACCAGGAACGCAGAAAGUUAGCGACGUCAUUGCAACUUUUCGGCCUGCGAGACGUUUCAAACCAGCAGACUCGAAGACAUCCGUGACGUCGCUCGACUUCGAUGAUACCGGCGAGCUGGCCGUUGUGGCUCGCGACGACAACACGUUACAGAUAUAUAAUUGCAAGGAAGGAAAGCAUGCAAAGGAGCUCAUGAGUCAAAAAUAUGGAGUGCAUCUGGCGCGAUUCUCCCACCACUCCCAGAGUAUCAUUUACGCAAGUACUAAAGUGGAUGACACCAUCCGCUUCCUCUCCGUUCACGAUAACUCCUUCAUUCGGUAUUUCAAGGGACACACGGAUACCGUGACGAGCAUAAAUCUCUGCCCCGCAGACGAUACCUUUGUUUCCUCCGCACGGGACGACUCGGUGCUCAUGUGGGACUUGCGGUCUCCCAAUUACCAGGGGAAACUCAAAAUACAUGCGCCCUACCUCACAGCCUACGACCCUUCGGCCUCCGUCAUCGCAAUUGCCUCUCCGCCAACCCACACGAUCCAUCUCUACGACGUACGCAACUACGACAAACCGCCGUUCGCGACGUUCGACCUUCUCGAUUACGCAUCCCGCUUCCUCGGCGCCCAAGGCGGGGAAUGGACGAAGAUGGAGUUCACCAAUGACGGGAAGAAUCUCAUUAUCAGCACGACUGGCUGCGGACACUUUGUGCUCGAUGCUUUCGAGGGGACCAUCACGCACUUCGCCUAUCGCAAAGCCGGACAUUCAGGACGGCUUGGCCCUGGCUCAUCCCGGUCGGGAGGCAACGCGCGAUCGAUGGAUUCCCCGGCGAUAGGACAGGGAGAUACGUGUGUCUCACCGGACGGACAGUACCUGCUCGGCGGCAGCGCGGAGAACGGCGUAUUGGUGUGGGACAUCUCGAAAGCUCCCACUUCGAAUCACUAUCUAGAACCCAUGGAGACGCUGCCCUGUCCGGCCAAGGCGCCCAUAAUAGGGUACAAUCCGAGGGCCAAUGUGUUGGCGAGUGCGGAUAAGGAUUUCUACCUGUGGCAGCCGGAUCGCGAUCUCAUGAUGUAAGAUGAAGAGGGGAGGGAUACCUGUAUGAAGGACAUUGAGUUGUUUCGUGAUUGCUAACACUGCUAUGUCUGUAGAUCUGGGCUGGCGACUCCGGUGUCCAUGUAUGACGGGUCGGCAUGAGCUGGGGAUGGGGGAAGAGACCUCCCUGAGGGGCGACCGGUAUCAUGGAGCGAUACCAUUGACGCUGCAGUUUGGUUAUGGCGAUGACUGGGAUGCAUGUUAGGUUUGGAAGGAACUGUGGUAGGGAAGAGCGUGCUAGGGGGAAUGUACGUUGUUCUCCACGGCCGGGUAAACGGAGUUGCAUUGGAAGGCGCUGUGGGUUUGCAGUUUAGUUCACGCACAAGGCGUCCGGCGGCUAUGGGAUUCUGGGAGGGAAUGUGAUAUCCAGAUAUUCUCUGCGCGUGCGAGAUAUCAAAAGGCGAC